AGGAGCACGCACGCAAGCCCCGCCUUGCCCCGCCCCCGCGGGGGAGGAGUUGCCCUGUGUUCCUGUUGCCCCGGCGACGCCCCGCCCCCGCGUGCCCCGGCGGAGGCAGAAGGAGCCGAGGGGGCGCCCAGGAUGGCAAGUUCUGCUGUGUCCUAUCCCAGCACAGCUGGACGGAUGUGCACCCGGUGGAAUUACAGCAGGGCCUCCCUCCAGGCUCCCCCCUUAGACUACUCCUUCCGUGGCAUCAGCUUCUUGCAAGACCUGCUGACGGAAGAGCCACGUCCCGGCCUGAAACCCAUCAAGCUGUCGGAAGGGGGCCGGUUUCUGACCCAGGCCAUCCGGCUCAACAACAACACUCUCAAUGAGCUGACCGACUUCUCGGACAUCAUGGCGAAGCUGCUGGAGUAUCCCGAGGACAUCUAUUGGGUCGACCUCUCCUUCAACGACCUGCCCAUCAUUGACCCGGUGCUGACCUCCUACUACAACCUCCACAACCUCAACCUCCACGGGAACAGCAUCCAGCACCUGUCCGAAGUGGACAAACUGGCCGUGCUGCCCAACCUGCGCAGCCUGACCCUGCACGGAAACCCCGUGGAAGAGGAGAAAGGCUACAGGAGCUACGUCCUGUCCACCUUGCCCCAGCUGAAGACCUUUGAUUUCAGCGGCGUCACCAAGCUCGAUCGCUCCACGGCUGCCAUAUGGAGGCGGAUGAACAUCAAGCCCAAAGUGGUCCGGAAAAGACGGGAAAACUACUGAUCACCCCACAUGACCCUGGUCUGUGCCACGGGCGGGGCUGGCGGGGUUUUACUGGAUGCAGCCGCCUUUACGAAUAAAGCAUCUGAGCAGCAUGCCCUGGGAGGCUGAUGGAGGACGAGAGGGGCUUGGGGGGGGGAGAGAAGGCUACAGGGGGGAAGGGAAGGCUAGGACAACCCUGAGCCAGGUUCCCUCAAAGCUCCCCGUGGGUGCCAAACGGGUGGGCCUGCUUGCCCGCUGCAGAUCGAGCUCCUCCUGCUUAUAGAAACAGCUUGAAGAUCUCCAACCAGAGACACUCCCCUCCUCUUCCCCCUAUGCAGACAGGCCCACAGAGGAGCUGGCUGUUGUCCCCACUGCCAAACGCUUAUCAUCCUCCAGACCAUGUGAGUGCCUGGCUCAGUGUCUGGCUAAAAGCUGCCCACCUGAGCCCAUGA
Pogona vitticeps (central bearded dragon) is the source of this 1187-nucleotide messenger RNA. It is a transcript of the gene LRRC51, whose product is annotated as leucine rich repeat containing 51. Lineage: Eukaryota; Metazoa; Chordata; Lepidosauria; Squamata; Agamidae. Gene Ontology annotation, molecular function: protein binding. The record is from RefSeq and is a predicted model, not a curated record.